CAGAGAGUGCCUAGAAGUGCUAAUUGAAUUCAAUUUAUUUUAUUUAAUUCUUAUCGGAAGACGAUGUUUCAUAUUCUGAAAUGAUGGCUGAAGCAGUGGUAGACGAGACAGAACCAAUGCGAGCGUGGUUCCGAAAUAGCGUGCAACAUGUUAUAAAUAGAAAGAGAGAACGAGAUUAUCCCAACACGUUUAACGAAUGGUAUACGUAUCUAUAUAACAAAGAAAUAGAAAUCUCAUCUGCGAGAAUUAACCAUUUUCGCCGCAAAACAAAAAUGAGAAACGCCAUAACAGAAUAUAUGACUAAUCCAGAAAAUAUCUCGAGUAUUCAAUCAAGAUUUUUGAUUACCUCUACUCUACUGCAACAAGAAACAGAACGUUAUCGUCGUCAAACUGAACGUAUGAAUUAUCCAUACGAAUGCUUUAUUCUAGGAGACAUAUUUUCGUAUGAAGAAGGAUUAGCGUUGGUGGAUAUCCUGACAUCAGUUCCCCCACAAAAUUGCAGAUGCCUAGAUUGCUCGCUGAGGCGGCUACCGAUUUUGGCUUAUGAAAUGGCCCGAAUCAUCAGUGGAAUAAAAGGAGUACAAUAUCCGCCCACUUGGGAUUUAAGUCGCCAAGCGGGACCAGAAUGGUCCCAAAAAUUUCAACGAGAGUACGAUCAUGAACUAAACUAUUUACGAUUUCCGUGCCUGAAACCUAUCGAUCUGUUUGAAAUGCACGAUGUUCCAAGUACUUCCAGGGAUCCGUAGGCACGAUGAAGGAAUGAUCUGUGAAUUUAAAGAUUUUAUUCUCGACGGAUUAAAAGAGAACUGUAAACGAAUCAUCUACCAUUCUCAAAAAUAAGGAGUCUAAGAACAGAAAUAGAUGUAAUAAUUAAAAUCAAACAAAAUUAUAGAGAACUACGAUCAUCAUUUUAUCUCAAUUCUACUUCAAUUUUAAGAUACAUUUUAAGAUAUAUUUGAAGCAAGAUCGAGAAUUUAUACAAAUGUUUUCU
Molecule: messenger RNA, 991 nt
Organism: Pogonomyrmex barbatus (red harvester ant)
Lineage: Eukaryota; Metazoa; Arthropoda; Insecta; Hymenoptera; Formicidae
Source: RefSeq, a predicted model, not a curated record